UACUCACGUAUCAACCAAUUUUCUCUGAAAUGAAAAAUACCUACACAACAGACUCGUUUUUUUUCCCUAUAAUUUUCCAGCAAUUGGCUCAGUCGCCUUCGAGACGUCAAAGGGUUAACUGUGACGUUUUUUCUCCCAGCGCUGACAGGUGUCCCACAUUCAAAUCAUGACGCUGAUGUCAGCAAGACUGAUGUCAGGCCAUCUGCAGCGUCUUAGAAGCUGCUUUGUCCACACAGCCUCAGGAGGGGCAUGGAAGGAGAGUUUUGCCGAAGACAUUGACCCCCAGCAGUUUGCCCUUCUGGAAGAGCAGUGCAUCCUGGUUGAUGAGAAUGACACAAACAUCGGUGCUGCUUCCAAACGUGAUUGCCACCUGAUGCAGAAUGGGACUAGUCCUCUCCACAGAGCAUUCAGUGUAUUCCUCUUUAAUUCUUCAGGUGAACUUCUUGUGCAUAGACGGUCAGAUGCUAAGAUUACAUUCCCCGGCCACUACACCAACACCUGCUGCUCACAUCCUCUAUACACACCCAAGGAAAUGGAGGAGGAGGAUGCCUGGGGAGUGAGAACGGCUGCCCAGAGACGCCUGGAGUUUGAGCUGGGCAUUCCCCUUGAGCAGGCACAGCCCAAGGACUUCACGUACCUGACCCGCAUCCAUUACGCCAGCCCCUCCAGCGGUAGAUGGGGGGAGCAUGAGAUGGACUACAUCUUGUUCUUGCGCGGUGACGUCUCAGUGAGCCCCAACGAGAAUGAGGUACAAGAUGUGAGAUAUGUGAAGCGCGAGGACUUCUCGAGGUUUCUGAGCAGCCUGCGGGAGAAUGACGUCCCCAUCACUCCUUGGUUCCACCUCAUAGCUCAGAAAUUCCUGCCGCUUUGGUGGAAGAAUUUGGACAACAUUGGCAAGUUUAUUGACCACCGCCAGAUACACAGGAUGAUAAACUGAUUGGGUCUAGAGUUAAGUAGCGUAUAGGGAGUCGAAUAUUCCAUUUUUAUUUAAUGCAAUAGGCUUAUUUUCUGAUCUGGAUUUUACUAUUAUAAAAUGGUCAAUCUUUUACGUACUUUUCUCUUUUCCUUUUAUAAAGUGUUGAAAUUAAGCACAAAAUUUAAUACAGCCUGACAUUUGUAAUACAGAAAUGCCUCCAGAUACAUGGAAUAAUUUAAUAUGUUAAGUGAAAUAACAGAGUGCAUGGCAAAAAAAACACAUGUGCAGACAUAUAGGGCUAGCACUAUGGGAGGGCAAAAUCCUGGUCCAGUUUAAGGAAUUUAAACUGGCAGAUGAAGAUUAAGACAGUGUAUAGGGGAAAUUAUCCUAUUCUAGAAAAGAGGAAGAGAAUACAACUUAAAAUAAAAGAUAAUAUGUUUGUCUCAUCUGCAACAUCAAGACUUCACCCUAUAUAUACAAGCACCUUCAAGGAUAAUGACAAUAUUGUACUAUACUUAAUAAGGAAACUUUAAUGCUAAAAAUGUUCUUGCUUGUCCUUUGUGUUGUGCAUUGUGAUUCCCCUGUCAAAGGAUCCAGCCUCUCUAACAAGCUUUAAAAUCUGUGAUAAAUAUUUGUGGUCUAUAACGAUUAUCUGCUAGAAAAAGAUAAGUAAUAGAGUUAGUUUGAAACUUUUUCACAAGAAUAAGUAGAAGGGAAAAUAUUUCUAAUACACUUCUGUAAUGCAUGUACUUGACAACACUAUACACUUGGGCACAGUGACACACUCAUAGUUGCAAACUAUAUUGUGGAGCAACUCAUUCUUCAAAUAUUAAUGGUUUAGUGAGAAAUCCCAGGAACAGAAUCUGUCAUACCAAAGACUCCUCUGCUAUUAAGAAAACAGCAUGUAUUAAUUACACAAUAUAACAUUGACUGUCACACUCACUUAACAUGGUGAUAAUUGAAACACACAAAGGUAAAAUAAAACUAUUGCAUGGGA
Messenger RNA from Penaeus indicus, 1913 nucleotides. It is a transcript of the gene Idi, whose product is annotated as isopentenyl-diphosphate Delta-isomerase 1-like. Gene Ontology annotation, molecular function: isopentenyl-diphosphate delta-isomerase activity. The record is from RefSeq and is a predicted model, not a curated record. Bases 167 to 937 code for a protein of 256 amino acids. Gene Ontology annotation, cellular component: cytoplasm. NCBI's taxonomy places the organism in Eukaryota, Metazoa, Arthropoda, Malacostraca, Decapoda, Penaeidae. The transcript is spliced from 4 exons. Gene Ontology annotation, biological process: isoprenoid biosynthetic process; isopentenyl diphosphate biosynthetic process.